AGCCGCGUCCGCAGCACCGCGAGCUGAAGCGCCGCCGCGAGCCGCUGCGUCCCCGUGCAGGUGGCGCGAGGAAGAGGAGGACGAGCUGAAGAACAGGGCGUGAGGUGGAGAGAGGAGAAGAAGAAGAAGAGGGAGAGAGGGAGGAAGAAAAUCCCGCGAGAGAAAGGAGAGAGACAGACAGACAGACGGACACAUACACGCAGAGGAAAAAAAGACAGAGAAGCCGCCGCACGUGAGGUGCGCGCGAGACUCCCGGGAGAAAGGACUAUAUAAUCCGAUCAUCUGAAGGAUCUGCGCUGAUUAUUGAAUUUAAAUUCUUUAUUUUUACUUAACACAGAGACGGAGAAUCAGUUAAAGAUGAAUCCAAUGACACAGCUGUACUACAAGAAGGCGACGUAUUCGCCGUACCGCGACCGCAUCCCUCUGCAGAUCGUCCGCGCAGAGGUGGAGCUGUCGGCCGAGGAGCGCGCGUACCUCACCGCCGUGGAGAAGGGCGACUACGCGGGCGUCAAGCACGCCCUGCGCGAGGCCGAGGUCUACUACAACAUGGACGUGAACUGCCUGGACCCGCUGGGGCGCAGCGCGCUGCUCAUCGCCAUCGAGAACGAGAACCUGGAGAUCAUGGAGCUGCUGCUCGACCACGGCAUCCACACGGGCGACGCCCUCCUCUACGCCAUCAGGAAGGAGGUGGUGGGCGCCGUGGAGCUGCUGCUGUCGCACAGGAGGCCCAGCGGAGAGAAACAAGUUCCCUCGCUGAUGAUGGACAGUCAGUUUUCCGAGUUCACGCCAGACAUCACUCCCAUCAUGCUCGCCGCUCACACCAACAACUACGAGAUCAUCAAGCUGCUCGUCCAGAGGAAGGUCACGAUUCCCAGACCACACCAGAUCCGCUGUGACUGUGUUGAAUGCGUGUCCAGUUCAGAGGUCGACAGCCUUCGACAUUCAAGAUCCCGACUCAACAUCUACAAAGCUCUGGCCUCGCCGUCGCUCAUCGCGUUGUCCAGUGAAGAUCCGAUCCUCACGGCCUUCAGACUGGGCUGGGAACUCAAAGAGCUCAGCAAGGUGGAGAACGAGUUUCGCCAGGAGUACGAGGAGCUGUCGCAGCAGUGCAAGCGCUUCGCCAAAGACCUGCUGGACCAGGCCAGGAGUUCCCGAGAGCUGGAGACCAUCCUGAACCACAGAGACAACGACCAGAGCGAGGAGCUGGACCCCAGGCAGUGUCACGACCUGGCCAAGCUCAAGCUGGCCAUCAAGUAUCACCAGAAGGAGUUCGUGGCUCAGCCGAACUGUCAGCAGCUUCUGGCCACGCUGUGGUACGACGGUUUUCCGGGCUGGAGGAGACAACACUGGGCCGUCAAACUGGUCACGUGCUUCAUCAUCGGACUCAUGUUUCCCGUGUUUUCACUGAUCUACCUGUUGGCGCCGAAGAGUGCGCUGGGUCGUUUCAUCAAGAAGCCGUUCAUCAAGUUCAUCUGUCACACGGCGUCGUACCUGACCUUCCUCUUCCUGCUGCUGCUCGCCUCGCAGCACAUCGCACGCACCAACCUCCACAUGCAGGGGCCGCCGCCCACCGUGGUGGAGUGGAUGAUUCUGCCGUGGGUGCUCGGCUUCAUCUGGGCGGAGAUUAAGGAAAUGUGGGACGGUGGUUUCACGGAAUACAUCCACGACUGGUGGAACCUGAUGGACUUCGCCAUGAACUCACUCUACCUGGCGACGAUUUCGCUGAAGAUCGUCGCGUAUGUGAAGUACAACUCGUCCCGACCCAGAGAAGAGUGGGAGAUGUGGCAUCCGACGCUGAUCGCGGAGGCGCUGUUCGCCAUCGCUAACAUCUUCAGCUCGCUCAGACUCAUCUCGCUCUUCACGGCGAACUCUCACCUCGGGCCUCUGCAGAUCUCACUGGGCCGGAUGCUGCUGGACAUCCUCAAGUUCCUCUUCAUCUACUGUCUGGUCCUGCUGGCGUUUGCUAACGGUCUGAACCAGCUCUAUUUCUACUACGAGACCACGGCGUCAGAAGAGCCCAACAACUGCAAAGGCAUCCGCUGUGAGCGACAGAACAACGCCUUCUCAACAUUAUUCGAGACGCUACAGUCUCUCUUCUGGUCGAUAUUCGGCCUCAUGAACUUGUACGUCACUAACGUGAAAGCGCGUCACGAGUUCACGGAGUUCGUGGGGGCGACCAUGUUCGGGACGUACAACAUCAUCUCGCUGGUCGUCCUUCUCAACAUGUUGAUCGCAAUGAUGAACAACUCGUACCAGCUCAUCGCCGACCACGCGGACAUCGAGUGGAAGUUCGCCCGCACUAAACUAUGGAUGAGCUACUUUGACGAGGGUGGGACUCUGCCGCCGCCGUUCAACAUCGUCCCGAGUCCAAAGUCCAUCUUGUAUCUGCUGAUGUGGCUCCACAACAAGCUGUGCAGGAGAGGACAGCCCCCGGGGGUGGAGCCACACAAAUGCGAGAACCUGCGAGAGUUCACGGAACGUCACGCUGACAGUCUGAUCCAGAACAAACACUACCAGGAAGUGAUACGGAGCCUGGUGAAGAGGUACGUGGCGGCCAUGAUACGCAGCGCUAAGACGGACGAGGGACUGACGGAGGAAAACUUUAAGGAGUUGAAACAGGACAUCUCCAGUUUCCGUUAUGAGGUCCUGGAUCUCCUUGGCAACCGGCGUCCUCCCCGGCGACACUACUCGUCCUCCAGUGAGACAGUGAAGGACGACGGCGCGUCACAGGAUGACAGCGAAUCAGGUGACAGCGGUGGAGUUGGAAGCCAGAGGUCAAAGGGCGUGACCUUCAUGACCCCGCUGGAGGACGACUCGAGGCCGGCGCCCACACUGGGCGUCUCCGCUCUGGUACGCUCCGUCUCCGGAAUGACCCGGAUGGAAGGUGAGGAGGCGGAGCUGGAGGAGGGCAUCAGGUGGGGGGAGGAGGACGAGGACGAGGACGGGAAACCAAAGAGCAACGGGCUAAAGGCAAGCGGCGUCCCUCCGUCCUCCUCCACACACUUCCCGCCGUCGUCUUCGUCACUUUCGUCAACGCUGUCGUCGUCCCUGUCUCGUACGAGGAGUUGUCUUCAGCGUCUCUCGUCGCCCGGGACAAAUUCAGACUCCUUCAAACGUCUCUCCUACCUGUUCUCCCGCUCCAAACGCAAAGAGCCACCCAUGCCCAUCCCUCUCCAGGCCCCGCCCUCUUACACCAUCUCGGACGGGUUGCUCCGCCCACUGGGGAGCCACAGCCACUCUGACUAUGGACUCAGUGAAGUGACGAGAAGCGAGACUCACCUGAACGUGGUGGGACGCUCCGUUGACAUCAGCAGCCCCUCGUUCUCGCCACGGAGAACAAAUGGGCGGGAUUCGCUCCUGACGCUGCCCCUCCCACCUCCCUGUCCCUGCCAAUCCCUGCACUGUGCUUCCAACAUGUCCGAGUCCAGCUCCCGCCUCCUGGACUCCAGCGAGGACGUUUUCCAGGGUGGAUCAGGCCACGGCGGCGUGGACGGCAGAGGAGGACGACGAGGGCUGGCGGUGAUGGGGGGGUGGGUUGGGCCAUGUGAUGAUGUCAUAGAGGACAGCUGUGAGGUCAUAGAGGACUCCGUCACAACUCAGCUAUAGGAGAGAGGAAAAACCAAAUCGUUUUUCUUUGUUUGCAAAAUGGACGAAUACGAGUGAAAUGGAGAGAGAGGUGAGAGGAGGGAGAGUCCAGUCCGUAGACCUGGACUUCUGCAAUGCCGUGUUUUCAGAGAAGAGAGCGAGUGUCAUCAGCGAUCGUCAAAUAGCAGACGUUCAUAAAGACUUUUUUGUCAACAUCUGUUUUUUUAAUGCAGAUUCACAGCAAAAAAAGAACAUUAUGCUCUGUACGAGGUAGCUUAGCAGCUACAUAGCGCUAACCCACUACUAAGUGGACUAACUCCUAACGAGCUAGCAUGCCAGCUAGCAAGGUGAACGUUGUAUUCUUCAAUACCAUACAAGCAAAAAAGUUACACUGCUAUUAUCCACAGGGCUACUACGCUAAAUCACCACCACUGUUGAGCUAAGAUGCUAGCUAACAUGAUAAAUAUGACAUUUCUCCUGUCCAGUUAGUAAAACAAUCGUGCCGAAUUAACACUGUUAGCAAAAGCAGCUACAUAGCUCACGGUCACUGUAAAGCUAAAACACCACCAAGCUAAGCCUUGGUGAGUUAGCUUCUUAGCUAGCAAGGUAUACUUUCAUUCUUUAAAAAAAACAACUAAGUAUUCUAAUGUAUGUGAAAUAGCUACAUAGCUAGCUGACACUGUAAUGUGUGUAAAUGAGAUUCUGAAAAAAGCUCCUUUAACUCCUAAAUUAACACUCUUAGUAAAGCCGCUAGCUAGCAAGGUAAAUGGAAUCCUUAAAAAAUACAGCCUCGCUAUAUUUUAAGACUGUCAGCUAAACAGCUACAUAGCUAGCUGGUACUAUAAUGUGUGACCCACAGCUCAGGUAGCUUAUUAACUUGCUAGCUAGCAUGCUCAAUGGCCCUCUCAAAUAAACAAUGUUAGUGAAACAGCUACACAGGCAAAGAGGCGUCUAACAUGUUAGCCUAGCAUGGUAAACAUGGUGUUUUAAAGCUAAUUAGACACCGUCACUUUAAAAGGAAUUCUAUGCCCAAUAAAAUGUAGCUAACCCCAUGACACAGCUAACACACAUUAGUGUCAACAAACUGAAACUAUCUCUAUUAUGUUAUUUUGUUUUAUUAUGUUUGGGUUAUUUUUCUCUCCGAGGCAAACAAAGAAAGCUUUUAUUGUGAAAAAAACACAUUAGCGUAGCAUUCACUCGCUCACAUUUCACCGUGGGAGGAUGUUUUUAAAGCGGCUCAGGGUUCGUUUUGUUCUUAAUGACAGGGUCAGCAGCAGGUCGCGUGUCCACGCAGCCGUCACCGCGGCGACCACGAUGACAACGACAAAAAAAUACAUCAAAUGAAAGAGUCUUUAUGAACGUCGGCCAUUUUGUUUCCACACAUGCCACAGGAGAACAAAGACGCAGGAUUUUAAAGGACAGUUCACCUUUUUUUCCUCUGGGACGGACACUCACACACACACACACACACACAGAGCCAAAGCAACGUUUUUUCACCAAGAGAAAAUGUUGUUUUUAACAAAACAAAAGACACAGAACGACGACUGUUUCAAUCCCUUUAACGUGAAGCAAACUGUGAUGGAAUUAAAUCUGUGGAAUUACAAGCGGAUUAUGGCGACUAAUUGGAAUAUUUCUUCACCUCUAACUGUGGAAUAUCACGGAUUAAAUCCCUGGAUUGGAUGAAACUGGCAUAUGGAGACACGUCCUCGCCCUCUCUCUCUCUCGCCCUCUCUCUCUCUCUCUCUGCAUCAACAAGGGCCAAGGAACUUUAUUUAUUUACCUAAUAACAGAUAUAAUAAUAAUAGUAAUAAUAAUAAUAAUAAUAAUACUGGUUUCUAAAGACUGUGUUUGCUUCUAUUUGAGUUGCCUGUGGUAAUCUGGCUUCUCGUUCAGCUCUUCCUUAACUAAGUAACACUUUAACCUGAUGAAUCUAAAUAUAUGGUGAUUUCUUUUUUUGUUUUGUUUUUUACUUUGAUUAUAAUUAUUGUUCUUUGCUGAGCAGGAUGGAUCGACGGACAGAAGGAAGAAGGGGAAGAGAGGAUGUUUCCUGGAGGAAAGGAGACGAGGAGAGUCUGUUUUUUUUAAGGGAGAUUUCACCAUAAUUUCAUCAUGAAUUUAAGUUUUUCUUCUUCUUCUUCUAAAGGUCGGCAUGAGCAGAGGCUGCUGAAUCUUUUUACUCUGGUUAAUAAACGACUGACUGUCAGCAGAGAAAUUAUGCAUGUCUGAUCUCACACACACACACACACACACACACACACACACACAGAGCUCCAGGACAAAUAUUUUUUGCCCUUUUUUUAUUUUUACCAAAGUCUUCGUCUUCGUCUCUGUUUUCUCUCCUUUCUUCCAAACUCACAAAGUUUUUUCUCAUGACGUCACCACACGAUGACGACAGCGACAGAAAACCUCAAAUUAAUGUCACAUAAAAAAAUAACAAAUUCUCGGCUCGGCCGCACGUCAUCUUAGCACCGGGAGGGUUAGCAGCUAAGCUAAGUGGUUAGCAGCGAUGGGAAAAUCCACGUUUAACUUUCCGUCCACACUCAAAAUGUCCGUCCACACUAAAACCAUCCAUCCUCAUUGAAACUGUCUGUCCACACUGAAACCGUCCGUCCACACUUAAACUGUCUGUCCCUACAGAAAAUGUCUGUCCACACUAAAACCAUUCGUCCACACUAACACUGUCCGUCCUCACUCAAACUGUCCGUCCACACUAAAAUUGUUUGUCCACACUCAAACUGUCUGUCCACACUCAAACUGUCCGUCCACACUCAAACUGUCCGUCCACACUCAAGCUGUCUGUCCACACUAAAAUCGUUUGUCCACACUCAAACUGAAAGGAGAUGAAGAUGAAAGUUGUGACGUCACCUCAGGAACAUUUUUCUCUCCAGUUCAAAUAUUUUAACUUGUGUGCGAACAAAACACAAACGUUGUUUCCAUGUGAAGCGACUCAACAGUGACGUCUAGUGGUCAUAGUGUCAUUUAGAACCAUGUUGGGGUUUUUUAAAUGUAAACUGCAGAUGAACCAGUGGGGGGGAGGGGUGUCUGUUGGUUGCCAUGGCAGCCGUCCAGCGUGUUCCCACCUGAUAAUCAGAGCUACUCUGUGCCAAACUUACCCCUGAACAACGGAGGUUGUGUAAUCAAUCACACGCCUCGUCAAUCGCCGUGACAACCGUGGGCCGAUAUCUCCGUUUCCAGGAGAAAAGACAAAUGAAACGUUGAGAACUGAACUGUGUGUGUGUUUGUGUGUGUGUGUAUCAUUGAUCCGUACAGAAUCCAGAAUUAAAUCAUGUUCAGCCGUUCAUUGAUUAGUUAUUGAUUUAGAUUUAAACGUCAAGUUAAUCUCGUUAAUCUUGUGAUCGUUGUCGUCCCCCUGCUUCCGUUUACACCUUUUAUCGCAAGUGAUGUGGUCACAUGGAGGUCACAUGGGGGAGGGGGUUAAAUCGAGUUGACGCUACACGAUCUCCGGCCACGACAAUCAGUUCACCGACAAGUUUUGCGAAACGCUAGCUAAUCAACUCUAAGUGCGAAAUUUUCAGAAACGCUUCAAGAUUUUGAUGAAAGUUUGACUGCGAACAGAACAUGCUAACAGUGCUAACUGGAAAAUCUCAGCGCUAAUUAGCUGUGAUGUCAUUGCAAUAAUUCGCAUUUU
Messenger RNA from Solea solea (common sole), 7234 nucleotides. RefSeq names its product transient receptor potential cation channel, subfamily C, member 5a (gene trpc5a). Bases 358 to 3606 code for a protein of 1082 amino acids. Gene Ontology annotation, molecular function: protein binding; store-operated calcium channel activity; inositol 1,4,5 trisphosphate binding. The record is from RefSeq and is a predicted model, not a curated record. Lineage: Eukaryota; Metazoa; Chordata; Actinopteri; Pleuronectiformes; Soleidae. Gene Ontology annotation, biological process: calcium ion transmembrane transport; manganese ion transport; regulation of cytosolic calcium ion concentration. The transcript is spliced from 17 exons. Gene Ontology annotation, cellular component: cation channel complex; membrane.